Molecule: messenger RNA, 1851 nt
Organism: Rotaria sp. Silwood2
Lineage: Eukaryota; Metazoa; Rotifera; Eurotatoria; Philodinida; Philodinidae
Source: the annotation of a GenBank genome assembly
AUGGUUGAAAAGAAUGAUUUCAAGAAUCAUAUAUCUAUCAUAUUAGGAGGACCUGAAUGGUUGAUUGAAAUAAAAAAUCCUACAAUUAAAGCAGUUUCAACAUUACAAGAAUUACUUAUUAAUAUAUUUGACAACAAUAUGUCAUAUCAUUUGUUCAUUCCUAGUCAAUAUCUUACAAAAUUGAUCGAAAAUCAUGUUCAUAAUUUAGUACAAGUAGAUUCUAUUCAUAGUUAUUAUAAUUCUGCAAUUGAUUAUCAAUCGCAUACUAAAUUUUAUGAAAGUAUUAGCAAUAAAGUUCAUUUUCUGAUGACAACCGAUCUAAUCAUGAGAUUAACUGCUGCCUUAGAUCCAGAUUUGACUUCAAAGUUGGUUUCAAACUAUGCAUCGAUCUCGAAAUCUAAGCAUGUGAAACGAAAAAGAAAGACUAAAAGUAGUAGAGUUACUAUUUCAAAUACAGUUUCUUUCGAUAUGAAAUGUCAUAAAUGUUUAUCAGUAUUUCAAGAACCUUUUCAACUUGUUUGUGGACAUCGACAGUGUCGAUCAUGUAUCGAUAAUCAAGAAGGGUAAUCACAAUCAAUUAUCUAUCUUUCUUUUAACGUUGUAUCCAAAUAUUUUUGUUCUAUAAUUUAGUUCAAUCAUUAAGUGUGUGGACUGCCAGGAAGAAACAUUACGAGAAGAAGUAUAAUACACUUAUACAUCAAAUUAUUCUUUAAAAAAAUAAAUAAACUUUUUCUAUUUUUUCAGGCAUGGUUAGAUGUUGGAUUUAAGAAACAAAUAGAUCAAUUUAACGAGAUAAAUUUGCAUAAAGAUUUAUAAAUGAUAGACUGUUUGUCAGUUCUAAUAUAUAUAUAUAUAUGUUUUACACUUUCAAAUUUAUACAUUAAGUUAAACAAUAUUUAUUUAUCUUUGAUUUUAAUUAAAAUCGUUUCUUAUAUUAAUAUAUCGAGAAAUCUAUUGUCAACAUUGUCUUCAUUUUUUUUUCUACAUGUCUAAAGUUAAUUAACAUUUUCAUUCAUUUCAUAAUAAAUUUUGAACUCUUUACCUCAUGAAUGGUAUCGAUCAGGUGCCAUAAUUAUAUUAAUAUAUGAAACUAUUAUCACAUAGUUUGUGUACAUUUUAUCAUAAAUAAGCAACAAUUAAUAUAUUGAUUAAAUUUAAAAUAAAGAAAAAGAUCACUAAAAAAAUACCAACUUCAUCGUUUAUUGAAAUAUUCUUCAACGAAAAUAAUCACUGAUUACGUUUUAACAGUAGCGGCGGAUUUUUAUCAAUAUAACAUUUGUAUGAAUAUUGAUCAACAAUGAUAUUUUUCGAUGCUUAGAAAAUUUGUUUAUUCCUAAUAAUUUCGAACAAACGCAUAUAUAAAUGAAUAUUUCUAUGAAUAUCUGUAAGCAAGAGCUUCAAAGUGAUAGAGGAUUAGAAUUUGAUAAAGCCUAAUUAUAAUUUGAAUAAUCUUCCAAAUACACGCAAGAUAUUACUGUUAUUUAAUUCAUUGGAAAUUUUUCAUAUAUACACAUAGAAGCAUUUGUUAUAUAUAGAUUAAAAGACUAUUAGUACAGAUAUCUAUAGUUAGCAACACUAUCCCAGAAUCAUAAAUACAUAGACUUUUAUCGAGUUGCAUGAGAAUCCUUGCCAAAAUUUUUUGAAAUUUAUCGGUUUGAUGACAACUUAAUACAAACUAUUGAUGAAAUUACUGUUUUUCAUCUUUCUUUUAUUUAAUUGCUUAAAAAAAGGGAAUGCCAUGUUUUUUGUGUCGAGGAGGGAAAGAACAAUAUAACAUAUAAAAUCGAGUACUAAGAAAGAAAAAGUUCAUUGAAUAGAUGAAUGUAUGUAAGGUUUUUUAAUUGCUUCGGA